UUUGGAAUUCAAAAUGGCGACGAUUAGGGUGGAGGAUUCUGGGGGAAAACACGUGGCUGUAGUCCUAAAACUUCAGCAAAACAAGGUCAAAUUCGCUGACUUCUGGAGCUUAUUUUCCACAAAAUGUACCAUAGUUCGGUCGAAUAGCAAUAUUAUUAACUAAUUUAGCUGCUAAGAGGUCGAUCAGUGGGAUACCGAGUGCGAAUUCAACAGGGCGUAGUAGCGACUAUCGGUGUCCGGAAGCAUCGCGUGCAAUGGGGAGCAAAUCCAAGCCGAAGGCCACAACAUUCGGCCCCACAACUCAAAUCUUGGACGUUAACUUGACGAAUGCGACGUUCGGCUUUCUACCAGCGGUCGGAUGGAAGGGAAAAUCGCCUGCUAGCGUUUCUAGAAGGGUUGAUUUACAGCCCGACUUGGACCUUCUGGGUGGCUUUGCCUUCUUGUCUUUCGAAUCGCUCGAUGAGCUCGAAACUCACAUUGAACACAACGAAACGAACUGUGCAGCUAUCAGCGUAACUAUUGGGCAAAAGAGGAAAGCUGAGGGUUCUGGCAAACGUCUCGGAGAUAACUGCGGGCUGUUUGUUCCGCCAAGCAAGAAGAAAGCGGCAAAGACCUCGAAGAAAAAGCCGCCGAAACAAAUUUCCACCUUGACAACGGCGGCGGCGUCAAAACCGAAGCACAGUUCGCCUGCAGAUGGUUUGAUCAAGUCCAAGAUCGAUAAAGUGUCAUCGGUAGGUACGAUUUUAGAUGACCGUGAGCUUUCUCAGUCUACUUCAAUCGACAUUUCUGCUAGCGGGAGUGAAAUGAAUGCGCAAUCUUCGACGAAUGUCUUCUCAGAAAUUUCGCUCCUGUGUUCAGAAACUGUAGAUUUAGGAGAUGACGAAGACACAGCACAAGACAUUUUCAAAAAACCUGAAAAAGCUGUGGUGGACAGGGGGGAUGGUCAACUUGAUUUGUCUGCUGCUCAAUUUAACCAAAGUGAGGGUGCAGUAGAGGGGAUUGGCACUUCCACUGAUCCAAUACCGAAGAAAAAAAAGAAGAAAAAACGGAAAAAUGAACAUUGUGAUCAAACGAGCCAAACAAAAUUUAGAAUAAAGAAAAAGAAGAAAUCUGAACCAAAAGCCCAAGUUUCAGAGAGCAUGUCCAAUGUGUUAUUGGAUCAUUUGGAAAAUGAUGAAUUUCCAAAUCCUGAGGAAUUUCCAGAUCUUCAUUUUCCAGGUGUUGAAAAUUCACAGGGUAAAGAUGAUGGUGAGGAAGACAACAAGAAUACUCAGGCAAAAUCCUUAUCAUCUAAGCCUAAGAUAGAAAAUGCCACAUGUGCUCGUACUGCAGUUUAUCCAGGAUUUUCCAGGGAUGGUAGUUUCAAAACUAAACUUCUUACUUCAGAAUCACCCAGUGGAGAACGUUUAAUAGACUUGACAGGUAAUACUUCUUCAGAGCUCAGUCAAGCAAAAAUGGCAGAAAAGAAUUCCCUGGACGGUUGUACUCCCCACAGUAGCGAUCGAGAUGACGAAACAACAAGUGUUAGUGUUCUGUCUGAUUUAAGUGAUCAUUCCUCAGACAUAGAGAUGUCUACAGAUCGCUGUGGUUGUUUUCUGUUGAACAAUAAGAUUGAAAAGGUUGAAAAGGAGGAAAUGGAGAAGGGAGAAGAAAUUGUGGAUGUCGAUGUUGAAACAGUUGGGAAAGAGAUGAGAAAAAAUUUUCUUGUGGUGAGCGGCAUUGAGGCAGGUCAUUUCAGUUAUCACCCAGAUAUGACAAAGGAUGGGACCAUAGAUACAUCCAUUCAAGCAUUACCCAAUGAGAUUGAUAUUUUCUUGCAAUGUGCCAAGAUGCAGGAAGGGGAGAUGAUAAAGAUCAUAAAUCCAGAUGAUUCUGAUGAAUUGCAUUCUCAUUUCAUGCAGAAAAAUGGUCGUAAUCCAGAUACCUCCAAUAAGAAAGCAACAAGAAGUGCCACGGAAAGAAAACGUCGCCACCACUUGGGGGAUUUAUUCAGUGAUAUGAAGCUGGAAGUUUUUACUGACCUAGUGGAUGCAGACUUGUAUUUCAGCAAGCAGUCUAUACUAAGCAAAGGAAUCAGUACUAUUGAAGAAUUGGAAAAAGGGUCCAAGGAAUUGAACAAUAAAAAGACACAGUUGAUGAAGACAAACAAAACACUGAAAGAGAAGAGGAAUCUGUUGAUGUUUGGUAAAGAAUCAAUUGACGUUGAUUCUGCAAAAGUUGAAACCAUAUUUCAGCGCCUUAACAUUCAAGUGGAUGAUGAAGAACUGCCAAAAACAGAAGAGAAUUUAAACAGCAGUGAAGAUGUAGUUGUGGAUGUGCCAAGUGAAUCAAAACUAGCAGUUGAACCUUCUGUUAAAGGUCGCCCUAGAGCAAAGAAAACAUUGCUGUCUCCUUGGGUUUCCAACAACAAACCAGCAUUGAAGAGCAGGGAUGAUCAGAACACAAUUGGUGCUAAUUUGGUCAAGAAAGCUAGUACACCAAGCCUAUUAGGAACAUCCAAAGAGAUUUUAGGUACAACCACGUCAUCAUCCCAGACUUUGCCAUCCUUGAACAUAUCCAAUGUGUCCUGUGGAGUUCAGACUCAGGAAGCUAGCAGCAUUUCCUUUAAAUCAUUUGUUUCAGGAAAUCCUCCCCUUUCACAGAGUUUGCCACCAGGCAACGGCACAGCAAAAAGCAAACCACUUAAUGAAUCAGCAAGUCAAGAAGGUCCCAAAGCAAAUUUGGUGAAGAUUUUACCCAAGCCAACAACAAUUCUUCAGUUGAAUCCAACACAGCACAAAGCCAUCAUUGAUACACUUGGACAGGUGAAGCAGCCAUCAAGUGAUAAGAUUAUUUGUAAUCUCUCAAGAUUAAGCACCACACAAAACCCCAGUAGUCCUUCCAGCAUUUGCAUCAUCAGGAGUGGACAACUUAUGAAGAACCUAGACAGCAAGAAUGUUAUGCAUCUCAAGAUUACAAACGACGCUCUGAAAAAUGUGGACAAUGGCAGUGGUAGUACUUCAUCAACAGCACCAGCAUCAUCAUCAAGCCAGCAAGUGUUAAAUACACCAGCAACAGCAAGGGUGCCAGGUUUUGUUACAUUGGGUGUUGCUAAAAUGCCUGAAACACCUGGCACAUCAAAUGGACAGACUUCCAAAAAACAUUCCGAAAACACUGUGCUGGUUUCGCAGAUUCCUCCGAAAUCAACAACUACUCCCAUCUCAUCCACCACCAAAUUGAUCUUUUCUGGAAAGCCACUUAGUACAUUAGCUUCGACCAGCACCACAGGGAUACCACAAAGCACAGGUCAGACAAAUGCUGAUAUUACGCUGAGAGCACUUGCUUCACUGAGCCAGUUACAAGCCAAUAGACCUCCUGUAGCAGGGACAGUAAUAAAACCAGUAGGCCUUAAUGAGAAUCCUGUUGCUGGAAUUCUUAGUGGUUUAAAAAAUGUUGUGAUGAAGGUAGUUCCUAGACAACCUGAGAUGCAAUCUACAACAUCUGUUCUACCCACACUGCCCACAGCUACCAUAACAACACUUAUGGGAACUACAAGCAGCCAUGUUGCUGCAUCUUCACAAGGAAGUUGCCCAGUCCAGCCGAGGAAAUUUUCUGUGAUACCCAUCAUAUCUGUUCCUUCCUCUUCUUCUCUAAACAGCAUCUUUACAGCCUCUACUCUCAAUCAGCCCUUAUCUUCUUCUGGUGUCAGUUCUAAGGUUAUUACAAGUACACCACUUAUUAAAACCUGUUUGGACCCCUUCAAUCUGGUGCCCAGAGAACUAGCAGCUUCAAAUCCACCCAUUUGUUUAGAACCUGAUCUGCCUUCUGCGAGUGUGGAUUUGGAAACUGACAUCAGCAAUCAACUGGAUAAUUUAACAAGUUCUGAGAGUCCUUCCCCAAUUUCCAAUGAUAUAUUCAAAGAAGAACCAUCAACUUCUUCGACAGUUUUGACUCAAGAGAUGCUUAAAAUACCAGGCAUAGAGCAGCGUCCAGAUGUUCCAUUGGCAAAACUGCCAGAAGUUUUUGAAAACCUGGCUGACUUAGACAAGACAACUGAUGUAACCCAAUCACCGAAGCCUUGGUGUGGUGUUGAAGAAAGGGAGCCUGAAGGAUCUGUUACUUGUAAUUUGUCCAGUUUGUCACAUGGUGCAGAAUUACGAACUGAUACACCUUCACUCUCUUUGAGAAGUUCUACUAUUGGUGCUAAGAAAUCUACUAGCCCAUUUAAAGUGGAAAUCAAAGACUUCAGAAAAGGCACAGCUGCACUUAAGAAUGUCUAUUCGCUAACAGAGGACAGCACUCUAACAGAACUAGAUUGAAACAGACAAGGUGAUUGCCGUCCUAGCUGUGGAUCAUAUGUUUAUUAUUCUACAUUUUCUGAACCUGACUGGUGUUCUCUUCCUAUUAUCAAUGUUUACUGACAGAUCUUGAUUAUCCCAAGGAUUGCCCUAAACAAAAUUCACUCAGGCUAUCUUGUUGGCUUUUCCAUUAGACUUUUACCAAACAAAUUUAACUGUUAAAGACUGACUGCCUAUCCUUGUUUUCUAUGGGCAUGAUACUCACUUCGGCUAGACCCCAUCAACUGCUGGCCUAUAAAAAACUGGGCCUUUUAGUAAUAUUGGUGUUCAUAAUUUCUUCUAAAUUAUUUAGCAUUUCUGACAGUGUUAGUUACCCCCAGAAGAUUUAAACAAAGGUGUUUUACAAAAGAGAUCAGUAACCGAUUAUUUCUUAAGAUAUUGCAGAUAACAAAAUUGUGAAAAGGUGACACUAGAUUGCUCUAGGAAGAGUCAGAUGGAACUCUUUUGAAGUUAAGCCAAAGCAGCAAUAUUAACAUUAACAUGAGUUAGGCACUUUGUUGUCACUUAAAUCACUUUAUAUUUACAUUUUCUCCCUUCUUGUGAAUUUCCAUGAUUCAUUCACACUGCACUUAGAACACAAUCAAUAUCCUAUGCUGAAGACUUCAAUUGGGGCUAUUAUUUUACCUUGGGGAGGGGGACUCUCUUGUAAAAAGGUUGAGGAUGCCUGUCAGAAAAAGGAGACCUCUCUGGGCGUGGCUCAGGCUUUAUUUGACCCUUAAAAGAUAUCUCUUUAAGAAAGACAUGAAUGCAUUUUUCAUAAUUUCUCCGUGUGAAACCCUCAAAGAUACCUUCGUUGACAACUAAAAAUAGUGGCAUUUCAUCCUGAAUACCCGAGUGAGACCAAACUCCAUGAUUUCAACCCCUAAGCAAGAUGACAAGGAUCCCUGAUUCUUUCACAUGGGAGUACCCUCCCCCUGGUGAGGCCUUCCAAGGGGGGUGGCCAUGUCACAUCCUUUCGUGUACCAAUGUUGCCCAACUAGCAGAGGCAAAUGUCGCCAUCGUUUUUCUGCAUGAAGUCAUAUGUUGCUGUCAAACAGGUUAGCAGGUUAUUUUCCUGUAAAAAUAACCCUCUAAACUAAUGCAGUGCAUGGUUUAAACAUUUAGAAUUUUAUUGUUUCCGAAAUUUACAGACUUUACAAGAGGAUACAAUUUCUAAAUAGGAAAAAAUGUCCGAAAGGGUCGAUGUCACUGUCUUUUCUAGUGCUUCUCUGUGUCACUGUUGAAUGUUAGUGGCCCACUCGAUUUAGUUGUUGCUAAUUAGAAAUUCCCAUGUCGCUGGUUUUCAGGGUUGUGUCGCUUGUCACAUUUACCCCUUGGAAAGCCUCCCUGGUGGGAAUUUCCCCCUUCUGGUGUUUUCUAUCUUUCAUCACUAAAAAGAGUUCUGUAAAAGUUUAGUGGGUAACAUGAGAAUCACAUCAGAUAAUUUGCAAUAUUUAUUACUUGAGAGCUUCAAAGUGCACUAGAUUAGAUGUUGAAAAUUUGCAGUGCAAAAGCUUUCUUGUUUUAAUGAGUUUACUAUUCUUGCUACUGAAAAACUGUCAGUGAUGAAUAAAUCCAUAUCAGAUCAUGUGCAGCUAUUGUGUACUCACAGGUUUAAGGGCAGGUUGUUAGGUCAUGUACAAUAAUUUAUUAUGGUGCAAUUGUUUAGCUAAGAAAUUUAGUUCUUGAAUAUUAUUUGUCAGUAGGUGUAAAUAAGUAGUUUCUCAUUAAACAUCCAUGUAAAUUUCAGUGGAAUUAGAUAAUAAACAUUUGGACAAUUAAACCUUUGUGUCGAUAUAUAAGAUAAAGGUAAAGGGUGUACAGUAAAAGUACACAUUUUGCUGUGAAGUUUUGCUUGAAGAGUUCACAUUGGAAUCACAAAUUGUGCGGCAGCUGUAGUUUUGAAAUUUAUGGGAAAUGUAUGGGAACAAAGAAGAGUUUCAAGUUUGAUCUGCAUGAAAUGAACACACAAGUGGAACACCUUUUCAUAAGAAUGGUUUUGCAUGAAGACUUCUCGCCUUGACAUGGAGACAACAUGUAACUUGGAAAUAGACUAUUGUUUCAGGCAAGGCAUUAAUGGACAUUUUGUCUCACUUUCUGUUUUGUUGCCUCUUAACAAAUCUGACCUAUAUAAAUGCUCAUUUUGUAAAAGUAAAUAAUUGGUGCAAAGGUCACAAUUCAGGUUUUUGUAACUGAGCUUUAAACUUGACAAAUAAAACAAGCUCCUUUGAUUUCUUCAUAAAGAGCUGACUUUAAUUUCAUGUUUUCUAAUAAAAUAUAAUCAAAAUAAAUUAUCAUUAAUUAAAUAUUGUUCCAUUAUUGUCAACAUGUCUGGAUGCCCAGCUAAAAGCCUGCUUGAAUGUACCUGAAAGUUUAAAUGAAAUUACUUACAUAAACCUCCAACAUCAAAGUGGAACUAAUGUAAAAGGUGGGCCAAUGUAAAAGGCCAACAAGCAUUACCAUGACUCAUUGUUUUAUAUAUAUAUAUUUUAAAACACUUACGUACAUGUAUUUCAUAUUUUAUUAAUUAUUAGAUAAGUAAUCAUAGUUAGGUGUCCCCAAUUAUAUACAUUGUAUGUUAGCGACUUCAACACAUCAAUAAAGUUCUUAUCUUCUUUUCUUA
This is a messenger RNA of Orbicella faveolata, 6939 nucleotides long. RefSeq lists its product as uncharacterized. Lineage: Eukaryota; Metazoa; Cnidaria; Anthozoa; Scleractinia; Merulinidae. Gene Ontology annotation, molecular function: protein dimerization activity. The record is from RefSeq and is a predicted model, not a curated record.